Molecule: messenger RNA, 565 nt
Organism: Myxozyma melibiosi
Lineage: Eukaryota; Fungi; Ascomycota; Lipomycetes; Lipomycetales; Lipomycetaceae
Exons: 3
Source: RefSeq, a predicted model, not a curated record
GAGAGCUCUGUUACACUAUAUAUCUGUCCUUACUAUUAUUGCCGUGUGUAUAGAGUGGUUGCAAGCAAAACCAGUUGGAUGAUCCGCAGAUCAACCACUAGGCCGCCCUUCCGGUGGUGGAGCAACCACCGGUCGUAUCGUAUCGUAUCACCAGACAAAGAACCAAAGAGACCCGACCGCAUAGGUAAAGCUUGGAUCGCUCUCCAUACGGGCGGGUUACUUUGGGUGUUAGAUAGCAGAUCAGACUCACCAGAGAUCAUGAACAGGAACAAAAGUGCUGGUGAGAAGCAGUGGCAGGCGAUGCCAAAGAAGCAAAAAAGGGAUGGGAUCAAAAAAGUGAUGACGGAUAGAAAAAUAGAAGAGAGGCAAGAGGAGAAAGAGGCGAGCGCACUGAAGUGGGCGGACUUCAGGUCAGGCGGGCGCGUGUUUGAUAUAUUGGGGUUUCUCAAUUUGGCCGAAAGUAAACAUACACCUGACGCGUAGGCCACUUCGCAAUGCCCUAUACUCUGGGUUAAGUUAUUGCAAUAGUAAAGGCUCUCUUGCUUAAUAGGUCGUAGUGGCUGAA